This is a messenger RNA of Gryllus bimaculatus (two-spotted cricket), 2428 nucleotides long. Lineage: Eukaryota; Metazoa; Arthropoda; Insecta; Orthoptera; Gryllidae. The record is from the annotation of a GenBank genome assembly.
AUGGAUCAAUGUCCACCUGCUUCCGGUCUCGCGGCGGCGCGGGACGCGGACGGGCGCCUGGAUGGUGGCGCCGAGGUCGAGUCUGACCUGUGGGACUCGCGGUUUAUGCUCCGCGGGGACCACGACGCCGACGCCCUGCACAACGCCAGAUGGGGCCCGCGCGGGUGGUUCAAGCCGUCGUGCGUGCCCAUCUCGGUGAUCCUGGUGCUGAUCGUGCUGGUGGUGCUGCUGCCGCUGAUGGACGGGCCCGCGGCGCGGCCGCCCCCGCCGGCGCCGCCCCCACCACCCCGCCCCCGCGCCUCCCGCGCCCUGCGGCGCCUCUUGCAGUUUCAUAUUUUCAGGAUCAGCCUGGUGGAGAGUAUUCCCGAAGGACUACAAUAUCCAUCUGGCUCUGCAUCACACCCAUCCACUCACCAAACAUGGUUGGACCUCAUUCAGGCCGCUGAGUAUUCCAUUGAGAUUGCCUCCUUCUACUGGACCCUGCAGCAAGGGGAGGUGUACCCAGACCCCUCUUCCAAGCAGGGUGAACAAGUGUUCCAGAGUCUGCUAGAAGCAGGCACCAAACGCAAUGUUUCUGUGUUCAUUGCUCAGAAUAAGCCUGAGCCAAAGCAGCCAAAUAUUGACACGGACUUUCUCGCAUCCAAAGGCGCUGCGCAGGUUCGAAGUGUAGACUUCCAAAGAUUAAUGGGAGGUGGUGUCCUGCAUACAAAACUUUGGAUCAUAGACCGUACUCAUGUUUAUGUGGGAAGUGCUAACAUGGACUGGCGUUCUCUUGCUCAGGUGAAGGAAUUAGGAGCUGUACUCUACAAUUGUACCUGUCUUGCAAAUGAUAUUGGCAAAAUUUUUGAUGUAUAUUGGUCUCUAGGACAACCCAAUGCACAAAUUCCAGGAAUGUGGCCAGAUACACUAUCAACUCCUUAUGGUAUCCAAACUCCUAUGAAUGUGUCACUCAAUGGCACAGACUCCUUAGUAUAUGUUUCAUGGGGUGUAAAUACAGGACAUAUCUCAGACAAACAGUUGGGAGCAAUUUUCCUGAUGGCCUACAUAUGGUUGAGAAAGAAGUAUGAUUUGUUGCUUGACACUCCUGAAAACUUCCUACAGACUCGGGAUCUCAAAAUCAACUAUCAAAGAUGGAGAGAAGAACAAACAUAUGAAAGACUCACAAGAGGAAUACUUUGGACCGAUAUAGAUGAUGCCCUGAGAGCUGCUGCAAUUAAUCGAAACAUUCACGUCCGAUUACUCAUUAGUCUCUGGAAUCACACUCGACCUGCAAUUCCACAUUUCUUGAAUUCACUGAGAGCUCUAUCUGGAGCUUAUAAAAAUGUUCUAGUAGAAGUGAAAAUGUUUGUUGUGCCAAGCACACCAGAACAAAAGAAGAUACCUUUUGCAAGGGUCAACCAUAAUAAAUACAUGGUUACAGAUAAAACUGCAUAUAUUGGUACUUCUAAUUGGUCUGGAGAUUAUUUCAUAAAUACAGCUGGCGUUGGUCUUGUUGUGUCAGAAAGUAAUAAUGAUAGUGAUGACAACUCUCUGCGAGCACAACUGCAGUCUGUAUUUGAACGAGACUGGAAUUCAAGUUAUGCUCAACCUGUGCCCUCUGUACAAUGAAUUCCACAAUGUUAUGCUUCUUGAAUUAAAUUGACUUAUGUAAGAUGUGUGACAUUACAAGGAUUUAGUGCUUUCAGUAUCCAGAACUAUUUCAAAGAACUACAGAAUGUGCAAGAUUUGUGUGUGAAAAAUCAUCAUUAAGUCUUCAGUAGUGCUCUGAAAGAGAUUUUAUAAACAUUUUGGUAACAGAACUUCUUUGUUCAGCUGUUAUUUUUGAAAAGUAACAGAUUGUUUGAAGGAAAUUGAAAGAUUGUGCACACGUUUUUUGAGGAUUUGGUUUCUCAAAGUAACUGAAAACACUUCAUCAUAGACUUAAAAAGAAAUCUUUCUCAGAAGUCAUUUUAAUUCCAUUUACCCUGAUAAGUUCCAUUCAAUGUGAUAAUUAUGUGAUUCUGUAAGUGCAACAUCAAUUUAUACUUAUGAUUAUUGGAUUGAAUAUUGCCGACUGUAAGAGGAGGUAACAAAGACAUUAUUCUUCAGUAAGGAAUUGGGAACUAUAACUGGAGUUUUCAACAUGAAAGAGUGCAUCUAAUUUUCUCCAAUUGGAUCAGUCCUUCCAACUUUUAUAUCAGUACCUACUCUAGUGAUUUACUUUUUUUCUCCAGCAUGAAAACUCAUUGUUAAAAUAUGCAGAGUUAAUCAUUAGAUUUAAAUGCAUAAAUGAACUGUACAUACUUUUUUACUGUUGCAUUUCUAGAGAUAUUGAAAAAUAUUAAAAAUAGCCUCUACUGGAAGAAUUACGAUUUUGCAUGUCUAUCCCAUAAUUUUGUUGGUAAUAUCAUUUACAUAAUUUUCUCAUAAAUAUUCCAGAAUUUACUUU